AUGAUCGAAUAACCUUAAGGUCCAAUUCCAAGAGAAAUAGCAAAAUGGUUAGAUUCAUUAGACUUGGCAUAUUAGGUUCGUAAUUUCAGGAGAGAUUUAGCUAAUGGGUAUGAUCAAAUCCUACAGUAGUUUCAUUGUGGCAGAAAUAUUAUCUAGGUACUAUCCCAAAGAAGUUAAUAUCUACACUGUAUAUAAUGAAUAAAAUCUUGAUAAAAAGCGCGAUAAUUGGGAAUAGAUUUCAAAGUUAUUGAAAAAAAAAGAACUUCAAGUUCCAUAAGAAGAAUAUGAACCAAUUUAUUAUUAAGCACCAGAUGCAGCGUAAGCAUUCCUUUUUAAACUCUUUGAAUUUUUAACUAAAAAGAAAAUCGGAACCAUAUUUCCUGAUAAAGACAAUAGAGAUAUGAAAAAGCAAGUUAAAUAAUAAGCAACUUUGCAAAGAACAAAACCAUUAACUGUUUAACCUACAUAUGCAAGACCAACUGCUAAUACAGUUAUUAAAGAUAGAGAGAUUACAAGAGUUGUUGAUGAAAAUGAGAGGAAAAUGUUAACUAAAUAAGCUAUUGAAGAACAUGUUGAUAAAGUUAGAAGUGAUAAAAAAGAUGAUAAUAUAAUUGAAUAUUUAAUUCUAAAACGAAAAAAACAAAUUGAAGAAGAAAUUAAAAAAUAAGAAGAAGAAUUACUUAAAAAAUAAAUGAAAUUUAAUAAAAAACUUGUUAAUUUAGAUUAAUCAAUUUCAUAAACAGGAUAAGAUGUUAAAGAAAUUUAAAUCAAUUGUUAUCAUAGUAGUACUAGCAAAAAAGCAAAAGAAUAAUAAGGUUAAUUAUUAGAAACAAAAGGUGUAAUUGAUUUUUUACAUGAAGCAUGUGCCUCAUUAUUUAAAAAAGAUCCUAUUAAAAAGGAUAUCUAAGAUUUAAAACUUGAACCUAAAGAAUCUUAAUAAAAUAAUGGUUUUUAAGUUAGUAAUUAGAAUGUUUAAUAUACAGCAGUUAUUUAAUAACUCUUUUAAAGAUGCGAUGAAGUUUAAAAAAAGUCUUUAAAAUUACUAUUAACAUAAUUUAUAGAUGUUCAUUCAUAAUUAAUACUAGAAUAAGUCUAGAGUAAUUUUAUAGGUAAAUUUUAGUAAUAAUUUAGAUUUUAAACGAUUCUUUUAAAUAUUUCUAAGACCUAUAUAAGUCUUGAAACCUACAUCAAAAACUUAUUAAUUAAUUUUAGAUUUAAUUAGAUUUAUUGGAUCAAAAUUAGUAGAAAUAGAUCCAAAUGAUACAUAAAUGAUGUUUGAAAGCAUUUUAUUAGAUUAGCUUUUGUAAAUAGCACUAAGAAAUCCAAAGAAGAGGGAAGAUAUUGUAUAACUAUUUUUUAUAUUUACUCCAAUAAAUUGUGUUAAUAGAACAUAACUAUUAAAAAGUAUUAAAAGUAAAUUAUCUACUGAUCUUAAUUCAUUCACUCUAAUAUUAAGUAUUUUGAUAUAAUCUGAUUAUCCUAGUCAAGAUGAAGAAUUGUAUAGAUUUUUUUUAAAUUAUGCAUUUAAUUCAUUAGAUUCUCCCUCUCCACUUACAAGAGCAAAUGGUUUGAGAAUAAUUAAUUAAAUUUCUAGUUGGGAUUAUUUUCCAGUUUUGUAAAAAAUAAAUCGAAUUUAAAAAUUGAUGAAUGAUUCUUGGUGGGAAGUCAGAGCCUAAGGAAUGUGUAUAUGUGCUGAUUUACUAUUAUAAAUUGCUGAAAAUUCUAUUCAAAAUAUUGAUGAUUAAGAUAUAACUAUUGAUUUUUAAUAAUCUAAAUAAUUGUUAUUAGAUUUGAUUUAUUAAGUAUUUGUUGUUUCAACAACACCAAAUGUAAUUAGAAUUGGAUUAAUUUAUCUUGCUCCUGUUUUACAAAUGUAUUCAGAAUUGUGUCCUAGAUAUUUAGAGAUUUUACUAUCAGUAGAUUCAGAAAUUAGAAUUUCAGUUUUAAAUACUUAAUAAGAAACCUUAAUUCAAUAAGUAGUAAAUGGUUGUAAUUCUUUUCGAUACAAAAUAACAGGAGCUCCUAUUGUUUGGAAUAGUGUAGGAAUUGCAUAAGCUAUGGAUGUAUAUGUAAAAGAAAAAGUCUUAUAAGAUUUCAAACAUGAACAUUUAGAAAUCAUUUAUGGGUGUUUGCAUAAAUAAUUAUUAUAAUCUGAUGGUGAAAUUUGGCUUAAAAUAUUCGAGAAUACUAAAUAACUUUUAUUCUUGGCUUUAUCAAAUGAAGAUUUAUGUUAAUUAGCUUAAGUUAUUCUACAAAAGUUCUUUAUGUUUUAGACUAUUCAAUAAUAAGUUUUGGAUAAUUCAAAUGAAAUAUUCUAAAAAAUGUUAAAAUUGAUCUAUCAUCCUGAUGUACAUCUAAAAUGUAAGGAGAAUCUUUUAGAAUUCUUUACAUUCCUAUAAUAGCAAGGAGUAUUUUAUUUAAUAUUAUAUAUUUAGUUCUAAAAUUAUUGCUAUAAUAUUAUCAAACAAUUUUCUGAGAAACAUAAGAAUAUGUUCUUAAGUAGUAAUUUGGUUGAAUUCAUGAAUAGUUUAGCUAAAGAAAAAAGAAGAGAUAUAUUGGGUGAUGAGAAUUAUUGA
Paramecium sonneborni is the source of this 2576-nucleotide messenger RNA. The record is from the annotation of a GenBank genome assembly. Lineage: Eukaryota; Ciliophora; Oligohymenophorea; Peniculida; Parameciidae.